Molecule: messenger RNA, 189 nt
Organism: Alternaria arborescens
Lineage: Eukaryota; Fungi; Ascomycota; Dothideomycetes; Pleosporales; Pleosporaceae
Exons: 1
Coding region: 1-189 (62 amino acids)
Source: RefSeq, a predicted model, not a curated record
AUGGAACGCCCACCCCCGCACUCCGUCCAAGCCAUCAGUGCAAAACGCGCCGGCGGGAAGAAAGUGCCCAAACAGUAUCGCAAGUACCACCAGAACCACAAGAAGAACAGCAAGACAAAAGGCAAUAUCGCUAGCAAAGUAGCGCACAAUCUGAUCCGCGGGGUAAGACAAAUUGUCGAGUCGCUCUAG